Molecule: messenger RNA, 2874 nt
Organism: Pipistrellus nathusii (Nathusius's pipistrelle)
Lineage: Eukaryota; Metazoa; Chordata; Mammalia; Chiroptera; Vespertilionidae
Source: the annotation of a GenBank genome assembly
AUGGAGGUGAGAGGCGGACACCCCUGGCAGCUCCCUCACCCUCCAGGCCUAAGGGAGGGAUUUGAGCCCAAGGUGGCGUUCCGCGGAGGCGCGAAUCGCUGCUGGAACCUCAGUGCCGACCCCAGCGGCAGACUAACGGAUGUGUUCGGCGGCGUGAUGUCCGGCUCCUCUUCCUUCUAUGAUUGCUACAAAGCGCAGAGUGAAGACAAUGUUGACCUAAGGCAAACCUAUAAUCCACUUCCUUCAUCAACUGAAUAUGCAAGUUCUGUAGAUUCUUCAAUUUUCUAUGCACCAUGGUCUACUUAUGGUGAUGAUAUUAAGCCGCCUUCUAAUUCUCAGAUUAAUGUAAAGAACAGGAUUCAAACAGAAAGAAAUGAUUAUGGCAGUGAAACAGACUUAUAUGGACUUGUAUCUAACAUUUUGGAAGAACAAGAUAAGUCACAGCCAUAUUUUGCUGAUGGGACCUGCUCCUCCAAUUUAAAGUCAGUUUGGCCAGUGAACACAAGCAGAUUUGCAGAUCACCAUGACCUGUUAACAGAAACAAAAAGGCCAAUAGAUCCAGCCAUCUCUCAGCAAGCUUUUUAUACUGGUGAAUCUGUGUCAGCAGUGGAAAAGCAAUACCUUCAUAAUAGUAAUAUCACACCACAACAAAAAGUAGAUGAACUUUAUCAUGGAUUUACUGGUUUAGACCUUGAAGAACAAUGGAUGUACCCCUCACGAAGUGAUCAUUCUAAUUGUUACAAUAUUCAGGCAAAUGAUACAGCUAAGACAACAUUCCAAGAAUAUCCAUUUGUCAAAAACUGUUUUACACUACAAGCUGGCCUCUCUGAGGUCAUGAAAGAAUCAGGAGCUGAUACUUACCCAUAUGGAAGAGAUAAAAUGUGUGUUAAAAGUCUUGAAGCACCAUUACAGCAGAAAAGGGCAGAGAUAUUUCUUUCCCAGUUUAAUAGAUACAAUGAGAGUGCAGAUUAUUGUAGAUACCCAGAAUAUGCUCAUCCUAAUAAGGCUAAACUUACUAAGUGUUCAAAUUUUACUGUCCAAGAUAGUAAAAAAUUAGCCAAUGGCACACCUGAAACACCAACUGUAGAAGCAGACAGCUACACAAAGUUAUUUCAGGUUAAACCAGCAAAUCAGAAGAAAAUGGAAGAAACAAUAACUGACCAGCAGAAUUUCACAUUUCCAAAAACUACACCACACCUGACAGAAAAACAGUUUGCAAAGGAAGCAACAUUCACUGCUGAUUUUGGCUUAAAAUCAGAAUAUGGACUAAAACCUCAUACAGUUUGUCCAGCUAAUAAUGAUUUCGCUAAUGUCACAGAAAAGCAACAGUUUGCUAAAGCUGACCCCCCAAAUGCUGAGUAUUUUAAAUCAGUGACUUUAUUGUCAAACUCAGCAACAUCUUCAGGAGGUAUCAACUUAAAUAGGCCAACUUGGAUGAAUGUCCACACAAAAAAUACUCCUAUUCCUUAUCGAAAUCAAGGUAACUUGAUGAAAUUAAAUAGUCAUUUAAAUGCAGCUUCAAAAGGUUCUAACCAUUCUUCAGAUUUCCCCCAACUAUCAUCCACAAAUUUAACUCCAAAUAACAAUCUGUUUCAGAAGUAUUGCCAAGAAAACCCUUCAGGAUUUUCUAGUUUUGAUUUCAAUUAUAAUGGUGCAGAAAGAAUUCAAUCUGUCAAUCACAUGGAAGGACUGACAAAGACUGCAGAAGAAAAUCUCUUUGAAUUGGUUUCAGAUAAAAAAAUAAAGCAGCCAAACGGAUUUUGUGAUAAUUACUCAAUUCAGCAGUUUGGGAUCAUUGAAAAUGUAAACAAACAUAAUUUUCAAACUAAGCCUCAGAGUGGACAUUAUGAUCCUGAGGAAGGUGCAAAGCAUUUAGAUGGAUUAUCUCAAAAUACAUAUCAAGAUCUGUUGGAGGCACAGAGUCAUUUUAAUAGCCACAGACAGGGAAGUGGAGAUAACAAUAUUAAUAGCCGAGUAAAUCGCACACAGGCGUCAUGCUUUUCUAAUUAUACAAUGGGAGAUUUAAGACAUAAUCAGACUUUUCAACAACUUUGUUCAAAUGGGUUUCCCCUAAGGUCCACCCACCCAUUUGGCCAUUCAGUUGUUCCACUUUUGGAUUCCUAUGAUUUGUUUUCUUAUGAUGAGUUAAGCCAUUUAUACCCUUAUUUUAAUGAUAUGAUGUAUGGUGAUAAUUCCUUUUCUGGUUUUGUGCCAACUUUUGGAUUUCAAAGACCAAUUAAAACUCGUAGUGGACCAGCCAGUGAACUUCAUAUUCGUCUGGAAGAAUGUUAUGAACAAUGGAGAGCAUUAGAAAAGGAGAGAAAAAAGACUGAAUUGGCCCUUGCCAAGAAUUAUCCAGGGAAAAAAGUAUCCAGUACUAACAAUACUCCAAUUCCAAGGCUGACUUCCAACCCAUCUAGAGUUGAUCGCUUAAUUGUGGAUGAACUUCGGGAACAAGCCAGGGUUGUAACUUUACUAGGCAAGAUGGAACGUCUUCGAAGCUCUCCCCUUCAUGCCAAUAUCUCUACUGCUCUUGAUAGACACUUGGAGUCUAUUCACAUUGUACAGUCACGUAGAAAAGAUGAAAUUGUUAAUGCUUCAAAUCGUCAAAAGCAAGGAGUCCCUAGAUGCCAAGAUGACAGAGAUGUUUUUGCCCUUGCUGCAGCAAUUAAAGAGAUGUGUGUCGCUACUCGGAAGGCACGCACUACUCUGUGGUGUGCACUGCAGAUGACCUUGCCUAAAACAGCCAAUACAACUGGCCAAACAGAUGUGGAGAAGGCUUUACAAGAUAUAGUAAACUGUGAAGAUAAAGUCCAUGAAAGCAUAAAUAGUAGCAAUCAAAUGAAUCAGAGAGGUGACACAAACAAACAUUAA